AUGGAGUCCGUCACUUGCUCUCACACAAUUUUGAUCUUGUUCAACUUGUUCUGCCCGAUUAGUUCGGCGGUCCUGGAGUCCAUCUACUGGAACAGCUCAAACACCAAGUUCGAGCCGGGUCGUGGCCUGGUCCUAUAUCCUCAAAUCGGGGACAAGAUGAACAUUGUGUGUCCGCGGGCGGGUGGCCGGGGUGGGGCUGGGGGGGAGGAGUUCUACCGGGUUUACCUGGUGACCCGCACUCAGCUCCAGAGCUGCACAGUGGACCAGAGUGACACGCCCCUCCUGGCCUGUGACAAACCACAGCAGGAUGUCAAGUUCACCUUCAAGUUCCAGGAGUACAGCCCCAACCUCUGGGGCCUGGAGUUCUUGAAGGGACGAGACUACUACAUCACUUCCACGUCGACGGGUUCUCUGCAGGGGAUGGGGAAUGCUGUUGGGGGCGUCUGUCGCUCCCGAUCCAUGAGCAUGGUGCUCCGAGUGGGGCAGAGUCCUUCGGAUCCUCCUUCUGUUCCUCAGGAAUCCCCCACCAGGUUCCCCCCUAAAGAGCACAACGCCAACAACAAGGAAACCACAGGAACGGCCGAAAAAGAGGAAGAGGGGCUGGACCGGGGUCUGUUGCUGGGGGUGGUAUCAGGGGGCUUGGUCCUCGUCUUCUCCGUGGGGGUCCUGGUGGCCUGUGUCUGGAGGAGGAGACGUCCCCGGCGCUCUGAGGACAGGCUCAACCCCCCUCCGCCCUCGGCCCUCCCCCUCCAACGCUUGGGCAAGCGAGACAGCACCAGCAGUGAGGACCUGGACCCCCAGGCCCAGCUGGUGUUUCCUCUCCGGGGGUCCGAGGGAGCCCUCUGCCGUCACUACCAGCGCGUCAGCGGGGACUACGGCGCCCCCGUCUACAUCGUGCAAGAAGUCCCUCCCCAAAGCCCCACCCACAUCUACUACAAGGUCUGA
This is a messenger RNA of Gadus chalcogrammus (walleye pollock), 945 nucleotides long. Its product is annotated as ephrin-B2a-like. Gene Ontology annotation, biological process: ephrin receptor signaling pathway; axon guidance; blood vessel morphogenesis. The transcript has 5 exons. Gene Ontology annotation, molecular function: ephrin receptor binding. The record is from RefSeq and is a predicted model, not a curated record. The coding region runs from base 1 to 945 and encodes 314 amino acids. Gene Ontology annotation, cellular component: plasma membrane. Lineage: Eukaryota; Metazoa; Chordata; Actinopteri; Gadiformes; Gadidae.